Molecule: messenger RNA, 3388 nt
Organism: Indicator indicator
Lineage: Eukaryota; Metazoa; Chordata; Aves; Piciformes; Indicatoridae
Gene: TAPT1
Product: transmembrane anterior posterior transformation 1
Exons: 15
Coding region: 179-1603 (474 amino acids)
Biological process (GO): maintenance of protein localization in endoplasmic reticulum; positive regulation of cilium assembly
Cellular component (GO): ciliary basal body; endoplasmic reticulum membrane
Source: RefSeq, a predicted model, not a curated record
UCCGCAGCAGCGAACGGAGACGCUGGGCUUCUACGAGAGCGACCGAGGCAGGAAGAAGAAGCGGAGCUUCUCGGAUCUGUCACUGCUGAGAUUCAUCAGUGCGGAGCUAACAAGAGGUUACUUCCUUGAACACGACGAGGCGAAAUACACCGAGCGGAGAGAGAGAGUGUACACCUGCAUGCGGAUACCCAAAGAACUGGAAAAGUUGAUGUUUUUUGGAAUCUUUUUGUGCCUGGAUGCUUUUCUGUAUAUAUUCACCCUUCUUCCCUUGAGAGUUUUUCUGGCAAUGUUCCGGUUCAUCGCUUUGCCUUUCUAUGGCUUACGCUCUCAUCGAGGCCUAACAGCAAGUGAUAGACGUUUGCUGCAACCUGCUCAGGUAUGUGACAUGCUCAAAGGAGUUAUAUUGGUCAUCUGCUACUUCAUGAUGCACUAUGUUGACUACUCUAUGAUGUAUCAUCUGAUAAGGGGACAGUCUGUCAUAAAGCUCUACAUCAUCUAUAACAUGCUUGAGGUGGCUGAUCGUCUGUUUUCUUCAUUUGGACAAGAUAUUUUGGAUGCUCUUUAUUGGACAGCUACAGAACCUAAGGAAAGAAAAAGAGCUCACAUAGGUGUGAUUCCUCACUUCUUAAUGGCAGUGAUGUAUGUCUUCCUGCAUGCUAUUCUUAUAAUGGUUCAAGCAACAACCCUUAAUGUGGCUUUCAACUCCCACAAUAAAUCACUGCUUACCAUCAUGAUGUCCAAUAAUUUCGUUGAAAUAAAAGGAAGUGUUUUCAAGAAGUUUGAGAAGAACAAUCUGUUUCAAAUGUCAAAUAGCGAUAUAAAGGAGAGGUUCACCAAUUACGUGCUGCUACUAAUUGUAUGCCUAAGAAAUAUGGAACAGUUCUCAUGGAAUCCAGAUCAUCUUUGGGUCUUAUUCCCAGAUGUUUGCAUGGUGGUUGCUUCAGAAAUUGCAGUGGAUACUGUGAAACAUGCCUUCAUAACAAAAUUCAAUGACAUUACAGCAGAUGUCUACAGUGAGUACAGAGCCAGCCUUGCAUUUGACCUUGUGAGCAGUCGACAGAAAAAUGCAUACACAGAUUAUAGUGAUUCAGUUUCCAGAAGAAUGGGCUUCAUUCCUCUUCCACUGGCUGUUUUACUCAUCAGAGUCAUAACAAGCUCAAUAAAAGUACAAGGAGUCUUAGCUUACAUUUGUGUUGUGCUGUUCUACUGCGGAUUAAUAUCCUUUAAAGUCCUUAACAGUAUUGUAUUGCUGGGGAAAUCAUGUCAAUAUGUAAAGGAGGCAAAAAUGGAGGAGAAAUUAUUCAAUCCUAUCCUGACUGCCACCCCAGGGAAGCCAGCUGGCAAACAGCAAAGCAUGUUUAAAUCUACCCAAGGAAAGCCCACAGAUGGAAAUGGAUCUGCAUCAGUUACCAGUCAGCCUGUGCAUCAGAAGGAGAAUGCACCCUCUUUACUCAUAACAAGCAAUUCUGAUCAAUUUCUGACAACUCCUGAUGGAGAAGAAAAAGAUAUAAGCCAAGACAGUUCAGAAUUAAAACACAGGUCUGCAAAGAAGGACUUGUUGGAGAUAGACAGGUUUACUAUUUGUGGAAACAGAAUUGACUAAGUUGUUUGAUUUUUCUUUUUUUUUUUUUUUAAUCAAUGUGCUAAGGAUACUGAGCUGUUGGAGCAGCAGAUGCUACCAGAAUGGACAGAUGCCCAAAAAAAGGCACAUAAAUAUUUAUUUAAAAACUUAAAUUAUUAAUGGCAAAAAAAAAUUAAUUUCUUUAUAUGAGUAACUUGGCUUGGUAUCUGGUCAGGUCAAGUAAGUGAUCUUUCAUUUGCCUCUCGUGAGUCUCUAGCCUGGUGGCAGAAAUUCAGUAUCUUCUUGUCUGGAAAAGAGACUGGAAAGAAAGCCUAAUCCUGUUCUGCGCUAUGAAACCAUGCUUCCAGAGCAUACUACUUCUCAUGAAGGUUCCUCCAGUGUAAGGAUACUCCUGGACAUAUGACAGCUUGACCAGAAGCCUGUCUUUUCAGUUACCUUGUUUUGUUAAGCAUCUGCAAGCAGAAUUCAAAACUUGUGCUUUUAUCAACAAACGCGUAAAGCAUUGGUACAUAAAACAGUAAGUCAAGAUAGUUACUCCUGUCAACAAAAAUCUUCGAUAUGUACCUUGAAAAUCUUGUAAUCAGAAUAAAACUUUGCCUUUAAAUGAAAGACCUACUGCAUACUAUUUUAUCUAAGUUCUAAAGAGCAAGGAAAGAUCACAGUCAUAAAGGUUCUGCUGAACUGGGCAAAUAUGAAGCAUAUUAAUUUCUUGUGUUGUGUGUCCUGCAAGGCAGAUUACUUAUAAAUUAUUUUUAAGAGCUGAGGAUUUUUUGUUGCUGUAGGAAAAAAGAUCUAAUUAAGGGACGCUUCUGUAUGUUGAGGAAAGGCAAUGUGAAUUGCAGCAAAGUGGUGUGUUGGUGCCCUAUGUAUGGCAUUAACACAGCAGCAAAGAAUGACACUGCAUUUGGGGUCUAACUGACAAGACUGGCAUCUAUGUACUACCUUGCCUGAUAUGCUUAUAAAAGUUCAUGCUGACAAUCAAAUCAGAGUUACCCAUUUUAAUUGAUUUGGUUUAGCCGAACUUAAGUAGAUAGACUUGAUAUAUAAUGAAUAUUUAAGCAUUACAAUGCAUCUGCAUGUCUAGUGUGAGAUGCAGUCCUGGGAGAAUUGAUGAAAGAUAAUUUGGAAUGCUCAGACCAAGCGUGGAAUAAAUUUGAGCUCAAAGCAUAUGUUUGGAGACUUGUAUCAGAAGAGACCCUUUAGUUAAAGAUAAAUCCUUCCUCUAUUGUUAAACAGCGUUAACCUCACUUGCCUUUCAGAUAUUUAAGUAAGACCAUUUCAAUUUCCAAGGGAAGAUGUCAUAAAAGUAUUUCAGUGCUGAACAAACGAGGAUAAAAUUUGCUUUUUGCUAAUUUAAUAAUUUGUCAGGGUGAGAAAGCCAAAUUUUAUUUGCUCUGUGAACAUGUGAAAGUUCAAUGUAAAUGCUAAUCCCUGAAACUUGCAGGACUACAGUACAGAGCAGAUAGAGACAGGCAGAGUUAUCACGUAUCUGAGCAGACUUGGUAAUGAGGUUAGCAUGGUCUGCUCUGGUGGGAGCUCCUUGCUCCAGUCCUUCAGCCUCUCUCCUAUCAAGAGCAGCUGGAGCAAUGGCCAAAAUGUGUGGUUACUGUUCAGGGAAGAGAGCAAAAGAGAACUUGUGCUGGGGAAAAUCCUGAAAUUCUUUCAGUUUUGAUGUAUUUUAUACUAAUUGGAGAUGUUCACACAUUGAAAUUCAGAUUGUCAAUUUGGUGUAUAUUAUUUUUUAAUUAUUUAGGAGUUGCUGAAGAAAUCUUGGAAUUGGUUUCGUUUUUUCUGUUGAAUGACAUU